Schistosoma guineensis is the source of this 3895-nucleotide messenger RNA. The record is from the annotation of a GenBank genome assembly. Lineage: Eukaryota; Metazoa; Platyhelminthes; Trematoda; Strigeidida; Schistosomatidae.
UCUACAAACGGCGCGUAGUUUGCGCUUGGUGACACGACUGCAAAAUCUCAAGGUUUACUGUGCCUAUAUUUUCAAGGAAGAUCCCGAAUUAAGACCAUUGAGUUGCGCAACAAUUUGAUGGAAAAUAAAAGGACUGGUUUUAGCGCCCUUGGAUUUCCUUAUCCAUUAUACGUUGUUGACGUUCUGGAUCGAAACUCUUUGGUUGUAGCGGGUGGGGGAGGCUCCGUAAAAACGGGUGUUCCUAAUCGGAUAGAUAUUAUCAAUAUCUAUCGAAAUGGCCUUGAUGCUCGCACUCCCGUUGAUGUGCAGAAAUCCGGUGGUUUGGACACUGGCACAGAAGCUGUUAUGAGUUUGACGGUCGUCAAUCCUGGAGACGGUGGUUUUAUUGCUAGUUUGGAAGGUCAGAAGUGUGUAGAGUACAUUGUACAAUCAAAAGUGAACCUUGUUACCUCACUGCCAAAGUUAUUAAAUGUUGAAAAGCCUGAUUCUACUACAGAUGUCUUAGAGGAAACUAAGUUACGUCACAGAUCAGGAAGGCAUUGGAAGGAUGACAAAGAUUCUAAAUUGAAUAAGAUGUCUACCUCAACGCAGGACUCUGAUAAGAAAGACAAAAAAAAUAGUGUAUGUGAACCAGUGCCUUUAGAAUGGGAAUUAACCAAAGUUCGUGAAUACACACUCAUGGAACAGAUUUCUUGUUCAGCUGAUGAUUCUGGCUCUGAAUCACCAUCGGGAUCUGCACCGAAAAGUUUGUCGGGAAUGCCUACAUGUGUAACACAUGGUGGACCUGCUGGUACUUGGUUAGCUAUUGGUUCUGAUAGUGGAUCUGUCUUUCUUAUCAAUCGUCAUGUUCAACAACGUUUUCUUGACGAAAAACAACUAGGUGAUAGUCCGUAUCAGUCACUGAUUGUAUAUCCAGAUGUUAGUGGUGGCUUGUCAACCGGUGUUUGCAGUAUGGCUUUUUCACAUGCAUAUGCAUCUAAACAGGAUGAUUCUACUUCAUAUCCCCUAUUGGCUACAAUAUGCGAUAGACCUGAUUGGAGUACAUUAAGAGUAUGGUGUACUAAUGUUAGUCUCCAAUCAAAAUCAUUUCUAUUUUUAAAUGAUAUUAAAUCAAUACAUUCAACACUGAAUUCUCGUCAACAACUGGUUAAAUUAAAAACUAACACUUCAAAAAGAAAUCCUAGUAAUGAAAGAGGUAUUCGAAUGAAAACUUUCCUAUCAAAUUCAGACAAUGAUAAUUCAUUUAAAAUUCAAGAUGAUAUUUUAUUCAGUCAAUCAAUGGAAAAAUAUCCAUAUGCAAUUGCUUCUUGCAGUUCUUUGUCAUCUUAUGGAACUACACCACCACCUUCACCGAAUCUUGUAUCUACAUCGAAUAAAGUAACAUCAGAACGUUCUUCGGAUCGUUCUAAUUAUCGCUUCAGACAUUGUCAGUUUAUGAAAUAUUCUCACAAAUCUCCAAUUUCAUCGAAUCAAUCUUUAUCUUCCUCUGAAGGUUUAAAGACCAGUGAAAUUUAUACUGUUGAAUCUAUGCUUGUUACUACGAUUCAGCCUUUGUGUGCAAAUCGUCGGAGUUUUAGUCGUUUAGUUGUAUGGUCAGUACCGCAUCCUUCUGAGGCGACAACCUUUGAAUCGUUAUCGUCAAAUAAUAUAAAAAUGCAUCAACCAAUUCAACUCAACACUUUUGCAGAAAUUACUCUUCCUCAGGGACAUUUACCUGCUUGUCUAGCUGUUCAUCCAAGUCGAUCACGAGGCUUAAUUGGUGUGGGCACUAUGGAAGGACGUGUUGAUGUGUAUUUUUUAUCACCAUCAAAUCAUUGUUUAGUCAAUAUUUAUACAUUAAAUAAUGCUCAUCCAAUAUUUGUUACUGCUUUAACUUUCUUACGAGAAGAUUCAUGUGUAUUAGAUAGAACAUCUAAAAAAUCUAUAUCUCGUUUUCCAUUAAAAUCAGAUUCAUUUGAUUUAGUUAGUGUAAGUGUAGAUCGUCUUGUAAAAUGGCAUCAUGGUCCAACCUAUUCAAUUGUUGGUAAAUUAUCCCAUGGUAUUAUUAAUAUAAAUAAUAAUAAUAAGAAUAAUGUUAGUUUAUUAAAAACUAUUAUUAAUUUAAAAACAUGUACUUAUGUAUUUUGUUUAUUCAGUAUAUUAUUUUUACCAAUAUUAAUGGUAUUUCUUGAGUCUAUGUUAUCUAACUUUUAUUAGUUCUUCUAUUUUCUUUUACUAGUUGAAAUUCUUUUUUGUUUGUUUGUUACCUGUUGAUUUGUUUCCUUUUUUGUGUACCGCUGUUCAUCGAUUUCAGCUCUCUCCCUCUCUCUCUCUCUUUAUAUAUAUAUAUAUAUAAACGUGUAUAUUUUAUCAGGCGUAGUUUACUUCGAUAUGACCGAUAUGUCUUUCAUUAGUCCAAUUCAUCUACUCAUUUAUUCUCUUAUUCAUCUUUUGACAUUAUACAAUUAGAUAAUAAAAUUGUAAUUUCAUUUUACCUCAUUUGUUUCAUACUUAAUUACGCCUGUUACUCCUCGUGAAGGAGUAUAGGCCAGUUACUAGCAUUCUCCAUCCAACCCUGUCCUGGGCAAUCUUUUGCAGUUCCUUCCAGUUGUUAUUUAUCCUUUUCAUAAUUAUAAAUAAAUUAUAUAUGCAUAGAAAAUGAUGUACUUGUAUACCAUGUACACAAUAAUCUUUAUGAUGUGUGUGUGUGUAUUCUUUGUUCUAGAUCAUCUAAACAUACUAUCCAUUGAAUAUUUAUCGUUCCUGUUAAUAAUUGCCUUUUAUGGUUUCGGUUACUGAAUGUUUUAAUUGAUUGUAGACAUAAUUAAUUAAUUAAUUAAAUGGAAGUGAAUAAUGUAUGGGUGUAUGUGUGUGUGUGUGUUUGUAUGUAAUACAUAUAUACAGUCAAUCACUUGAGAACUAAAUUGAUUUCUUAAAAGCUUGUUUUUUUUCUCUUCUAAUUCAGAUUAAAGGUUGUUUGUUUGUUUGUUUUCACAAGAAAAAUGUUUACUUGGUUUCAUUCAAUUUUUAUCAAUCCAAAUGAAUCAGUAGUAUCAUUCAUUGAUUAUUAUCAAUUUUGUUAUUCUUGCUAGUUGAUCAUUAUUAUCAUCUUUAUUGAUUUCGUUAUAUUCACUUCUCUUCAAAUUGUACUUGUUUUUUUCUUUUCUUUCUUUCUUGUCUUCUUUCAUCUUAUUCCACAAGUAAUUCAAUGUUUAUUAUUAUUAUUAUGAUGAUUGAAACUAUUCAUCUUGAUGAGUUAUGUUUUGCAAAAGCUUAAAAAUUAAUAAAUAAACAGAAUAGAAACAAUUUCCUUCACUUAUCAGACUAGUUUAUAAGAGCGUAAAAUUUUAGUGAGUAUUUCCCCCCCCAUUCUAAUUUUUCUUCCUCUUUUUUCUCCCCCGUCUCUAUAAAACAGCAUUAUUCAUGAUUUAAAUAAUAAAAAAAUUUUUUUAAAGGAUGAUCUGUUUGAUGAAUAUCUAGGCUACUUGUUCCUGUUAUGUAUCUAGAUAUUUUGUUUGUUUGUUUGUUUGUUUGUUUUCAUACAUUAUUAUGUUAAUUAAUUGCAUAAUCUAUUCAAAUGGGUUUAUGAAUAGUUUACAACCUUUCGUUAUAAAAAUUAUAGAAACUUAUAAUCGGAGACAUUAUGAUGGUUGAUAAUAUGUAUUGAAAAGAGUGUAUAUUAUUCAAAUGUUGACUUUUGAAAUCUCAAUAUCCACUUACUUACUUACUUACGCCUGUUACUCCUCGUGAAUGAGCAUAGGCCGCUCAUCAGCAUUCUCCAUCUAACCCUGUCCUGGACAAUCCUUUCUAGCUCCUUCUAGUUGUUAUUCAUCCCUUUCAUAUCUGCUUCUAUUAUCCGACGUAAUGUGUUCUUUGGCCUUCCUCUUUUCCGCUUCCCUUCAGGAUUCCAAGUUAG